Molecule: messenger RNA, 585 nt
Organism: Aspergillus homomorphus CBS 101889
Lineage: Eukaryota; Fungi; Ascomycota; Eurotiomycetes; Eurotiales; Aspergillaceae
Exons: 1
Coding region: 1-585 (194 amino acids)
Source: RefSeq, a predicted model, not a curated record
AUGCGGGACUUCCCCCGCGACAAACUCUGCAAUCUCUGGGGCCAGCUUACCCAGUUGAUCUUCUACAUCCCCAAGUUCCAAUCCACGUUGAUCCACUCUCUGCACGUGGCAGAGGACCUCGCCUGCCUCAUCGUGGACCACGCCCCCGCGCUCGAGCACGUCCGCUACCUGUACGACGCACCCCCGGACCCCGCUGAUCGGCCGUCGGGCACGCUGCUGCAACACCUGGGGUCCCUGGACCCGGGCCCGCCCCUCAAGCGCCUGGAGAUCAACGUCUACUUUGACCGCUACAGCGACACCCUCGUCACCCUGCUCACCCGCUACGGCCGCGCCCUGGAGAACGUCUCCGUCAUGUCGCCCUAUCUGUACGGGUGGUUCGGCCACCACCCCCACCUAGCCCAGCUUAAGGCCCUCUGCCCCGUCCUGAAUCAGCAGGUCCGGUAUAAUAUGGGCCGGAUGGCUCUGGUCGGGCCGUGGCUGUAUGCGCGCCUGCCGCAGCAUGAGGGCGAUCUCGAUGGAUGGUGGACCCGCUGGGACAACGCGAGGGGUUGGGCGGAACCGGUGGAGGAAUGCAGUCCGCUUUGA